AUGGCUGCAAAGGUCAAAGUAGUCGCCCAUAACGAAAGCUGCUCGCUAUGCAGAUAUAUACCCCUGGUCGACACCAUCCAAGGUGAUACGGAUGAGGGUUUUGCCAACGUAUUGACGUGUUUGGCAUAUGGUGCUCCAGGAAAUAUACAGAGCUUUACCGAGCUACCCAGUGUUCGCAGAUACAGCAUCGUCAAAGGCAUGAGAGAGGUACAGACUAGUAAGAAAAGACCCAGCCGAAUCCAGCAGAGGCAGAUCUUCACAUGUGCUGCUGAUCCCGCACCCACAAUCUCUUUCAGUUCCCUCCACUUGGGCAUUGGAUCACCAACACGACCUCCGUAUUCAAUCAUCAUCAUGGCCGUCCCCAGCUUGGUCGCCGCUGCUGCCCGGAGGCGGCUUGCAACCUCCGCCAACACUUUCUCCCGAUCACAUCUCGACGUCCCGUCACUGCACGCCACUCGCGUGCUCUCAAGGGUCAAUGUCGCGUCACGAAACUCAGUCCGAGCCUACAGGCCUGCAUCGAUCACUGCUGGCCAGCGACGAGCAAUCUCAGGCACAUCGAGAAAGCGACAAGCGACACCUGCCUCGGAGGAAGACUUCAACCCUUUCGAAAUCGAGCGAGAAUCCGACCAAGUCGAUGUGUGCAUCGUGGGCGGCGGACCAGCUGGACUAUGUGCCGCCAUUCGACUAAAGCAAUUGGCGAACGAGGCGGGCAAUGAAGACUUCAGGGUAUUGCUUUUGGAGAAGGCGGGAGAAAUUGGAGAUCACAUCGUGUCAGGCAAUGUUCUCGAGCCUUCAGCACUUGAUGAGCUACUGCCUGACUGGAGGUCCGAGGAUAAUCCUAACCGCUUCGCCAACAUCACCGCUGCGACUGUCGACAAGAUGCGAUUCUUGACCGAAAAGAGCGCCAUCCCGAUCCCGGCGCCACCUCAGAUGAACAACCACGGAAACUACAUCAUCAGCUUGAACGAGCUUACGAAAUGGCUUGCCGAGCGAGCAGAAGAGAUUGGAGUUGAAAUUUACGCAGGAUUUGCCGCCUCGGAAGUAUUGUACACCAGCGACGGCGCGGUCAAGGGUGUCGCCACCAACGACUUGGGAAUUGGCCGGGAUGGAAAGCCAAAGGACAGCUUCGAACGUGGUAUGGAGUUCCAUGCACGAUGCACUCUUCUUGCUGAAGGCUGCCACGGUAGUCUCACAAAGAAGGUCAUCAAGAAAUUCGAUCUCCGCAAAGAUUCCGAGGUUCAGACCUACGGCCUGGGCAUCAAGGAGGUUUGGGAAAUCGACCCGGCCAAAUUCGAAAAGGGUCUUGUCGCCCACAGUAUGGGUUUUCCGCUCAAAUCUGACACCUACGGCGGAGGAUGGAUGUACCAUUUCGGCGAAAACAUGGUUUCCAUCGGUCUUGUCGUUGGCCUGGACUACCCCAACCCGUGGAUGGCGCCGUACGGCGAAUUUCAAAAGAUGAAGCACCAUCCAUUUUACAGCAAGUACUUGCAGGGUGGCAAGUGCAUCUCCUACGGUGCACGCACGCUGAACGAGGGUGGAUUCCAGAGUAUUCCCAAGUGUGCGUUCCCUGGAGGUGCGCUCAUCGGUGACACUGCCGGAUUCUUGAACGUCCCAAAGAUCAAGGGAACCCACACCGCCAUGCGCAGUGGUAUGCUGGCCGCCGAGGCCGCAUUCUCAGCCGUCAGCAAGAGCUCCGACGAAGAAGGCGCCGUGUUCCUUUACGACUAUGAAGAUUCUCUCCGUAAGAGCAGCAUCUGGACUGAACUGAAAGAAGUCCGCAACAUGCGACCCUCUUUCCACUCUCCUCUUGGUCUCUACGGCGGUAUCAUCUACUCCGGUCUGGAGGCCUUCCUCUUCAAGGGCAAGAUGCCCUGGACCCUCUCGCACGGCAAGAAGGGCGACUCCGGCGCCACAAAGCCUGCUUCCGCAUACCCCAAAAUCGAAUACCCCAAGCCCGACGGCAAAAUCUCCUUCGAUAUCUUGACCUCCGUUUCGCGAACCGGUACCAACCAUGAGGAGGAUCAACCCUGCCAUCUUCAAGUCGCUGAUUGGGACAAGCACGCUGAAGAGCACUAUCCCAAGUACCAAGGUGUUGAGAACCGCUUCUGUCCCGCGGGUGUCUACGAGUAUGUUGAGGAUGAGAGCAAGCCUUUGGGCGUACGCUUCCAGAUCAACUCGCAGAAUUGUGUGCACUGCAAGACUUGCGACAUCAAGGUUCCUGGUCAGGACAUUACAUGGCAGACACCUCAGGGUGGCGAGGGACCAAAAUAUGUCAUGACCUAA
Molecule: messenger RNA, 2283 nt
Organism: Dissoconium aciculare CBS 342.82
Lineage: Eukaryota; Fungi; Ascomycota; Dothideomycetes; Mycosphaerellales; Dissoconiaceae
Product: electron-transferring-flavo protein dehydrogenase
Exons: 2
Coding region: 1-2283 (760 amino acids)
Biological process (GO): electron transport chain
Cellular component (GO): mitochondrial inner membrane
Molecular function (GO): electron-transferring-flavoprotein dehydrogenase activity; iron-sulfur cluster binding
Source: RefSeq, a predicted model, not a curated record